Molecule: messenger RNA, 1208 nt
Organism: Peromyscus leucopus (white-footed mouse)
Lineage: Eukaryota; Metazoa; Chordata; Mammalia; Rodentia; Cricetidae
Gene: Klk12
Product: kallikrein related peptidase 12
Exons: 6
Coding region: 317-1060 (247 amino acids)
Biological process (GO): proteolysis
Molecular function (GO): serine-type endopeptidase activity
Source: RefSeq, a predicted model, not a curated record
GGCCCAUCCCCUGGGCCGGCUGAAGUGGGGGGAAGUGGGGCUGGGUCUUCAGAGAACUGUGAAGCUCAAUUAAGUGUCAUUAGCUGAAGAGAGUUUCUGCGGGAUUAGAACCAUGCCCCGCCCUGGCUUCCUCAUCCUCUUCCACCCCCCACCCCACGGAAAUCGGAUGAGCCGAGACAGAGAUCAGGUGGAGCAUCAUGUGUGACAUGUGGACAGUAGGAGAGUGACCAGCAGAUGAAAGGGCAGGCGGGCAGGUGGACAGGGAGACAACAGAGAGACAGACAGACAGGCAAACAGACCCUGGAGGCAGCCUACCAUGAGGCCCAGCAUCCUCUUGCUCCUGUGUGUUGUGGGUCUCAGUCUGGCCGACAAGGAGAAGAUCUUUAAUGGCGCUGAGUGUGUGAAGAACUCACAGCCUUGGCAGGUGGGGCUGUUCCGUGGCAAAUACCUGCGCUGUGGCGGUGUCCUCGUGGACCGAAAGUGGGUCCUCACAGCUGCUCACUGCGGUGGCAGGUACGUGGUGCGCCUUGGAGAGCACAGCCUCAGCAAGCUGGACUGGACGGAGCAACUGAGGCUCACCACCUUCUCCAUGACACACCCCAGCUACCAGGGUGCCCAUCGGAACCAUGAGCAUGAUCUUCGACUCCUGCGGCUGGGCAGACCGGUCCGCCUGACCCAUGCUGUCCGGCCCCUGGCCCUGCCCACUUCCUGUGCACCUAUGGGGACCAGGUGUCAUAUUUCAGGAUGGGGUACCACAAACAAGCCAUGGGAACCAUUCCCGGACCGGCUCCAAUGCCUCAACCUCUCCAUCGUCUCCAAUGGCACGUGUCAAGCCGUGUUCCCUGGAAGAGUGACGGAGAAUAUGGUGUGUGCAGGUGGUGAAGCCGGGAAGGAUGCCUGCCAGGGUGACUCAGGAGGCCCCCUGGUGUGUGGAGGAGUUCUUCAAGGUCUAGUUUCCUGGGGAUCUGUUGGACCUUGCGGACAAAAGGGCAUUCCAGGGGUCUACACCAGGAUCUGCAAGUAUGUGGGCUGGAUCAGAACAGUCAUCAGGAACAACUAAUGGGCUUCCCCGUCUCCACGUGGUUCUGCUUAGGGGCCUCUCGGACCCUCGAAGCACCAAUGUCUCCUCCCUCACCACUCCAAGCUCCCACCCUUGCUGGUGCAGGGAACCUCUCGAAACCUCAGGGGUGUAGAGGGGACUGUGAAAC